CUCGACGGCAACUCUUAUUGCGGGUUCAGUCUGUAAUCAUUAGGGGCUUUUUCUUUUAGGGGCGCCCCGCACCCUGGCGCACGCACCCUUCCUGUUCUCUAGAGUGGGGCAAAGGUGCUUCUCCCUGCAGACCCCAACCACACCUAGUGACAGAUGAAUUUCUUUGUAACUGACUUCUUCACUUGAGGGUCCAUUUUGAAUCUGUUCUUAACAUGGUGUCCUCUUUGUCAAGUAGAUAGUUCUUGGACAGAUGGCUUUGGUAGUUGAAAGCAUAUGAGAUAAAUGUAGGGAAGGUAAAAAUGUUUUUAACUCUCAUGUAGACCAACGAAAAAAAUGUAGCUUAAAGUUGACAAAAGUUAAGGUUCAAUUUUCUUUAUGUUUAAACUUGGGGCAUUUAGUACUUUCGAAGCAUGUUAGUGGAAACAGUUGAGAAUGCUAUGAAAAAGUCUAGAAAGCGAAAUAAAUGUUUAAGGAAUUCAUAAGAGUCUUGAACUUUCUAUGAUUGUUGAAGUGAUGAAAUAAGACACUAAGCUGGAUCAAUCUGGGAACUUCAUUAAUUUGAGAAUCUGUAGGUUAGGUGUAGUUUACUGAUACUGUUGGCUUGGUUUUUUUCUGUACUUAAAGGUUCCUGAAUAGAAAACCAUUUCAGCUGACUCACUGAAAUUUACUAACAUUUUCAGAGUCUUCACUGCAAAUCUAUGAAAAUUUACUCAUAAUUUUUCAGCAAGUCUGUAUUUUUCUGGAAUUCACAAAGACAUGGCAUUGUACGGACAUGUUUGGGGUGUUAGUAUUUCACAGGGAAGAUACUAUCUUUUAUGAUCACUGUUCCUGAUUGUGACAUUGUUCAACUAUUAAAUCGUGCCUUUUGUUCCUUGAAGAAAGAGGUCUUUGUGAUGCUGUGCCUGCCUGCUCACCUGUCAGCUCACCAUUGUGUUCCACAAUUAUUAUUAUUACUAUUUUUGGUACCGAGAUUGAACUCAGGACCUAGCGCUUGUCAGGCAGGAACUUAUGCCGCUGAGCUAAAAUCUCCGGCCCACCACAAUUUUUGGGUCUCGUUAUAUGGUUCAGGCUGGCCUUGAGCUCACUUUGUAGCACAGACUGGUCUCAAACUUGCAGCAAGUGGAGUAAAAUUCCAGAGAGUGAAGGAAUGGAGAAGGUGAAUUGACAUAUGCAGAAUCUUGGUUAUUUUGAAGAUGUCUCAGCAGAAUACUGCUUCCUGUUUAAAUUACAAAUAGCAUCAAGAAUUUUCAGAGCAAAAGAAAUUGAAAUUAUUAGAUCAUGCCAUCUGAACAGAACAAGUUAUUUUGUGAUAAAGAAGAAACUACUCUAAAAAUAGAAUAUGGAAUGAAAAAUCUGGUAGUUGAUACUGUCAAAUCAGUACCUAAACCAAAAAUUUCAGAAAGUAUUUCUCAUCAUGAACUAAAAAAUGUAAAAAUUGACUUGCCGAAAGUAAAUAUUCCAAAUGAAGUCCUAAUGAAACAUGAAGUCAACAAAUACAGAAAAUUAUUUUGUAGCAAACCACAGACUGCAAGAAAAUCUAUCAGUAGAAAGACUGUAAGCUGUGUAGAAGAAUGCACAUUGCUUCAGAAAUCUGAGAGAGCAGAAGAAGAGGGUAUAAAAAUGUCUGCAAAAAUACUCAACUUCAGCUGUUUAAAAUGUGGUGAUAACACUCGAUAUAGCCCAAAUGACUUGCAGAAACACUUUGAAAUGCAGCAUCAUGGUGAAUUGCCUUCAUAUCCUUGUGAAAUGUGCAGUUUUUCAGCAAAUGACUUCCAGAUAUUUAAACAACACCGCCAAACCCACAGAAGCACUUUAGUAAAAUGUGACAUUUGUAACAGUGAGUGUGUAUACACUUUAUUGGACUUGACGAAACAUUUCAUAUCCACACACUGUGUUAAUGGUAAUUUCCAAUGUGAAAAGUGCAUAUUCUCCACCAAGGAUGUUGGCACAUUUGUUCAGCACAUUCACAGACACAAUGACAUUCAUUAUAAAUGUAGUAAGUGCCAACAUGUGUCUUUUACCAAAGGAGAGCUUCAGAAGCAUCUUCAUGUUCAUUCUGGUAGUCUUCCUUUUACUUGUCAAUAUUGUAGCUAUGGUGCCGCCAGGAAAGACCAUCUUGUAAAACAUGUUAUAACUUUUCACAAAGAACAUUUAUAUGCAAAAGAAGAACUGGAGAAAGAUAAAUAUGAAAAGAGGAUGGCAAAGACUUCAGCAGGACUUAAGCUAAUACUGAGAAGAUAUAAAAUAGGUACAUCCAGGAAGGCGUUUUGGAUACGUAAGAAAGUUAACAGUGGAAGUGACAGAAGCAUCAACAAAAACACUCAAGUGCUUAAUGUAAUAAACAAUACACAGAUUAAAUCUGAAGACCAAAGUUAUGUUGGUCAAGAGAAUUUAAAUGAAGAGAAAGGUGAGAGACUAGGUGAGAGACUACAUUGUGAGAAUAGUGAUAUGCCCACAGAGUCAGAGUCAGAAAAGCCAGUCUUUCUAGACAGUGGACAGUGUAAUAGAGCUGAUGAGAGAUCAAAUUCUACUUCAGAUUUCUUGAAGACAGCUCUACAAGGACCCACAGUGUUAAUGGUAAAAAAUAAUAAAAUCACAGUUCCUGCAAACUAUAGUGCUAAGUUUAUGGGCUUCAGGAUGGUGGAUGGAAGACAACAUAUUGUAAUAAAGUUGUUGCCUACCAAUAAGCAGAAUUUAUAUUUAUCAGCUUCACAGUCAGAUGCUGCAAAGGACAGUACUGCUAAUUUGCAGCCCCAGACUUUGGAUACCACUGGAUUUUUGACAGGAGUGACAACUGAUUUAAAUGAUCCAGUUUAUGUGAAAACAACUCCAUUUUCAUAUUCAUCUCCUACACUUUCAGGGAAAGUCAUUUCAGAAAAAGAAACGGCUUUGAUGAAUGAAAAGAAUAAUAUGCUUCAGACUGUGGAUUACAAUAAAACUGUGUCUUCUUUGCCAGCAUCACCAGAACUGGUUAGCACAUCAGUGAGUUUGACCACAAAAGUAGAAGGAAGAGAUACUGUUGACUUAUGGGGAAAUCGUAUCACUCAACAUCAUCCCGAAAUAUUAAAUACCAUCAAUAAAAGUCCGGAUAAAGUCAACCGUAGUACCAAACCAAAUGUAUAUAGCAAUGGAGAUAUGCAUAACUAUUGCAUUAAUUAUGUCAACUCUGAGAUACGUGUUGACUCCUCCAACCAAGGAUCGUUACCUUUCCAUAAUUACUCAAAAGUGGAUAACUGUAAUAAACGUCGUAGGCUUUCAGGAACACCAUUAUGUGAAAGUUUUCAAAGAGAAUCUUCAACAAGCAAACUAACUGUUCAACAAAUUAGUGAGACAGUUCUAUCACUGGUGAGGAAGGAGAGCUCAAACCCAGAUAGCCUAUUAGCAUCUGUCAGCCUUUUAAAUGAUAAAGGUGGAACUCUAAAAAUGAAAGCUGAAAUGGAAGAGCCAUGUGUUUUAGAAAAAGGACAAAAUACUGAUGGACAAAACCUCUACACUAAUGAAAACCAAAAUUUAGAGUGUGUGGUUGAACAACCAAAAUGGAAUGACUUUUCUAGUGCUGAUUCACUUAUGCCUAGGAUCACAUCUGUUUUCUCUCUCCAGAGCCAACAAGCAUCAGAAUUUUUGCCACCUGAAGUAAACAAAUUACUUCAGGAGGAAUUAAAACCAAAAUAUAUAAAACAAGACUCUAAAAUUCCAAAUAAAAGCCUGAUACUUCAUUGUGACCAGUCACUUCAAAAACACGAGGGAGAAGGAACAGUAGUUAAAUCAUCAAAAGGCAUCAAAGUAGAAGGUGUCUUCCCAGGUCCAUCUGGCAGUGUUGGUGUUAGUAUGGCUACAAAUGAUCUAAAUUUAAAAUUUAAUGGAAAAGAUAAACAAGUGCUAUCAGUUUCACAGGAUGUUAGAGAUUCAGAGAAGACACCUAGAAUUUCAGGUAUUAGCACAUUACUUAAGACUCAGUCAGAUGCAAUAAUAACACAGCAGCUUGUAAAAGACAAAUUACGAGCCACUACACAAAGUUCAGGUUCUUUAUAUAUGCAGAAUCCACUUCUAAACUCAGAGCAGAAAAAAUCUUUAUUUGUUCAAACUCCAAAAGGUUUUUUUAUACCAUUACAUGUCGCUAACAAGCCUGGAUUCCAUGUUGUUUCAGGAAGACCACUUCCACUGGUUAAUACACAGGGUGUGCCUGCUUCUCUUCUUUUAAACAAGAAACCUGGGAUUAUUUUGACAUUUAAUAAAAAACCUGAAGGUGGUUCUGCUCUCAAAACUGAGAGUGCACCAGCAUGUGGAAUUACAAAUAAGGAGCCUUGCAAAACAUCUUUUUUAAAGGUAGAACAAAAUAGUAAUUGUCUUACACCUGUGCUUUGUUCCAGCAUUGGCAGUUGUUUGAGCAUGAAAAGUAGUUCAGAAAAUACAUUGCCAUUGAAAGGUUCUUAUGUUAUUAAAACAUCAAAUUCUUCAGCGAAAGUUGUCCCUACUACUAAUGUGUUGUCUGAGCAGCAAAGCACAAAGUUGAGUAUCUCGGAUGAAGUAAAACAGCCGAAUGAAAAGUUUCCAAAAUCUCCUCUUUAUACCCUUUUGCCUGAUGGCAAACAAGCUGUUUUGUUGAAAUGUGUGAUGCCAAAUAACACUGAGUUGCUUAAGCCCAAGUUAGUUCAAAAUAGUACUUACUAUCAAAAUAUACAGCCAAAGAGACCUGAAGGAACACCACAAAAAAUACUGCUGAAAAUCUUUAACCCUGUUUUAAAUGUUACUGCUGCUAAUAGUAUGCCAAUUAGCAGCUCUGUAUCCUCAUUUCAGAAAGACAGUGUACCUUCUAAUGAGACUAUAGAGCAGAAAGAGCCGGAAUCUUCUAGAGAUGCCUUACCUUUCUUAAUGGAUGAUGUGAUGCCAGCGAAUGAAAUUGUUAUAACUUCUACUGCAACAUGCCCAGAAACUUCUGAGGAACCAGUGUGUAUCAGUGACCAUCCAGAGGCUAGAGUAUUAAGGUGUAAAACAAAUUGUACAGUUGAGAGAAAUUUCAACAAAAGAACUUCGAAAAGAAAUUUUUCAAAAAUAAAAACUCAGGUAAGAAGCAAAGAUUCUGAAACUGCCUUUGUAUCUAGAAACAGAAACUGUAAACGAAAGUGUAAGGAUAAUUACCAAGAACCUCCAAGAAAGAAAUCAACAUUGCAUAGAAAGUGUAAGGAAAAGACUAAAGCUGAAGAUGGACAUGAAACAUUUGGAUUUAGUGGACCUAGGCUUUCAAAAGAUUCAGUCAGAAUUUUGCGACUUUUCCCUUUUUGCUCCACGCAGCUUGUGAAAUGUCCUAGGAAAAACCAACCUGUUGUGGUUUUGAACCAUCCUGAUGCAGAUACACCAGAAGUAGCAAAUGUAAUGAAAACUGUCACUAAAUUUAAUGGACACAUAGUUAAGGUUUCAUUGUCGAAAAGAACUGUAAGUGCUUUACAGGAACCCAUUUGUUGUAACACUUCUGAAACAGUUUUUGAUGAUUUUUCCAAGAGGCAUAAAACAUUUAAACCUGUUAGUUCUGUGAAAGAAAGGUUUGUGCUAAAACUAACACUCAAAAAGACAAGCAAAAAUAAUUACCAGGUUGUGAAAACUACCUCUGAAAAUAUCUUGAAAGCUAGGUUUAACUGUUGGUUUUGUGGUAGAGUAUUUGACAAUCAGGAUGCUUGGGCUGGUCAUGUGCAGAGACAUUUAAUGGAAGCUACUCGGGAUUGGAAUAUGUUAGAAUAGUUUACCAAAGUUACUAACAGAAAGCAAAAUUAGAAGGAAACAGUGGAUUUAGUUAACAUAGUAUGGACAUUUUCUACUCAGAAUAGUUCCUGCCAUAUUUUAGAAGUUGGUAAUACUUCCAUGGAAGAGUGAAAACUUUUGUGUGGUACUUGAAAAUGCUACCAUUACACACAUAAGUUUUGCGAGUAAAACACCAUCAUAGAUGUAUCUUGAUUUAAUUUCUUAAAAUAUUUAUGGGAAGUUAUGGUUAAAGAAAAUUUUGAUCAGUUUUUCCAGUUUAGUUCCUUUGGGAUUCUUAGUACAGGUAAUGGCAGACAACUUCAUUCCCACCAGCUUCCACUAGUCUUAAGUACAGCUCCUGUGAAGAUGGAGAGCUCUUUUGCAAUGUAACUGAGUUUCUCAUCACUUACAAAUAUACAGACACUGAGUAAAGAAGUUGCUCUACAUUGCUAAUUCAGUUCAUUUGAAGAAUAUUAGACUCCUUUGCAAAGUACAUUUAAGUUAUCAUAGUUACAUUGUUCUUUUAAGAGUUUUGGGCAAGUAAAUCUUGUUUUGUCUUAAACUGUGUCCCGCGUCAGAGAUUAGAACACCUUUCCAAGGCGAUUCUCUUUUGUUCUAAAUGGCUGUUUUGCAGUACAUGGGCAGUCUUGAGAAAAAAAAUCAGUCUGUUUAAUUUUAAAAUCCAAUUAAUCAUUUCUAGCAUUUUUGCAAACUAGAUUAUAUUUACCAGUCAUACUCUUGCAUAGAUCUAUGCCUGUCUUGAUUUAAGGUUUUUUUUCCUCAUAAACCAACAAGCGUCUUUUUUUUUUUUUUUUUAUGGUUGUUGUCCCUUUAAAAACCAUAGAACAUAGAAGCACUUCAAAGGGAAUGGAUUCUCCUGAAAAUCAAAAUUUUUACACAUAAUUUGAAACGAUUAACAAAGUAGAUCACGUAUUUGUAUGUUUAAUUACUAGUAUUUAAACACUGUAAACGUCCAGAUUAGGACAAACUUCUUGGCUGUGUGUGUAUAUGUGUUUAUUUCUUUUGUUUGUUUUUAAACAGGGUCUUGCUACGUCAGACUGGCCUUGAACUUGCUAUAUUUCCCAGGUUGAUCUUGAAUUUACUGUCGUCCUACAUCAGCCUUAUGGGCAUGUGCCACCAGGCCCAGCUAGCCAAACCACUUUUGUUAGCAACUUUUCGGUAUGACUAACAGCCCGGGUAAAUACAUACUAAAAAUAGGUUUUUGAAAGUGGGAAAGCAUUAACAGUGGACACAGUGUUACUUCAUAAAACUUUAGAUUCCUGAGGGACAUGCCCGCUAGAGUUUCAAAAUGAACAUUUUCAUGAGAAUAGAAUCAGUAGAUACAUACUUUUCAUCUUUCAGGCUUGCGUUGUCUUGUUGGAUCAUUGGAUAAUAAAGUUCUUAUCACAAAAUUAUGUGCUAUAUAAUUUUUGUUACAUUGUUAACUAUAAGUUAAUGAUAUUUUCAUUAAUUGGAUAAAAACUUCAGGGCUUUUUUUCUGUAUAUAGCAAAUUAAACCUGUACAUAAUUUUGUACUUUGUUAUGUAAAUUUUGCACAGAAAGUUUUUGACAAAAAAUUAGUUUAGUUCUGUGCAUGCACUAAUAAAACUGGUUGUUUAAUUUAAAAUGAAUAUAUUUACAAGGCUUUACUCAUGUUUAUUUUCUUGGUUUUUAUGUCAGAUGUAGAUUUUUUUAAGUAAAUUGAUUUUUCAGGGAUUGAACACUAUUAGCAAGUGCCUAAAAAAGAUGUGAAACAGUUUACAUAUGUCAACUGUAACAGUAGGUCCCAAAUGGGCCCAUUCCCCUAAUAGUUUUAUUUUAAAGAAAGCCAUACAUAGAUGCUUCAAGCUAUCUUGCUAUGCAGAUGAUACUCGUACUGUUUUUGUGCAGUUUAUCUACUUUCUUAGUGAAGUAUUUUUUUGUAUGAAACCUGUUAAAAUUGUGUUUCUUAAAUUGAGCCUAAGAAUGGAGUUAAUUGGAAAUAUAUAGUAUAUAUUAAUGUAUAUCAUGUUUAAAGAAUGGUAAGCAUUGUUAACUUCAUUGUUAAUGAACAUUUCCUUCAAUUAAAGUUACAUUAAAUUUGUGUUUA
Cavia porcellus (domestic guinea pig) is the source of this 7825-nucleotide messenger RNA. It is a transcript of the gene Znf518a, whose product is annotated as zinc finger protein 518A. The record is from RefSeq and is a predicted model, not a curated record. Gene Ontology annotation, biological process: regulation of transcription by RNA polymerase II. The coding region runs from base 1279 to 5736 and encodes 1485 amino acids. Gene Ontology annotation, molecular function: RNA polymerase II transcription regulatory region sequence-specific DNA binding; DNA-binding transcription factor activity, RNA polymerase II-specific. NCBI's taxonomy places the organism in Eukaryota, Metazoa, Chordata, Mammalia, Rodentia, Caviidae. The transcript is spliced from 5 exons.